AGAUGGGUAUUCUUGCUGUACUUGCUUUGCCAUUGCUUCUCUUAGGGAUCAGUGGAAUUAUUUAUAUUUACCAGUCAGUCAGGUGGCUAUUGUCCAAGUCAGCUGUGCAAAACAAGGUGGUGGUGAUCACAGAUGCCAUCUCUGGACUGGGCAAGGAAUGUUCUCGAGUGUUUCACACAGGAGGAGCAAGGCUUGUGUUGUGUGGCAGGUCAUGGAAAAAGUUGGAAGCCUUGUAUGACGCUUUAAUUAGUGUGGCAGAUCCGAGUAUGACAUAUGCACCAAAGCUAAUGCUUCUGGAUAUCUCAGACGUAAGCUGCAUUCAAGAUGUAGCUAAGGAAAUCCUUAAUUGCUACGGCUGUGUGGAUAUACUGAUCAACAAUGCAAGUAUGAAAGUGAAAGGAGCAGUGCAGAGCAUUUCAUUGGAACUUGACAAAAAGAUAAUGGAUGCCAACUAUUUUGGACCUAUAACAUUAACAAAAGCCAUUCUUCCCAACAUGAUCUCAAGAAGAACUGGCCAAAUUGUUUUAAUUAAUAGUAUCCAAGGAAAAAUAGGGAUCCCAUUUCGUGCAGCUUAUGCUGCUUCUAAGCAUGCUGCUGUAGGCUUUUUUGACUGUCUUAGAGCUGAAAUGGAAGAAUUUGAUAUUUCUGUCAGCACUGUGAAUCCGACUUUCAUCUGUUCGUACCAUCGCCAACCAGCACCUGGCAACUGGGAGGCAUCUAUUUGGAAAUUCUUUUUCAGAAAGGUGGCAUAUGGUGUGCACCCAGUGGAGGUGGCAGAGGAAGUCUUGUGCACAGUGAGCAGCAAGAAGCAGGAGGUACUUAUGGCCAACCCUAUCCCCAGAGCAGCAGUUUACAUUCGUACCUUCUUCCCAGAGCUGUUUUUUGCAAUUGUCGCCUCAGGGAUUAGGGAAAAGCUGAAGACAGAAGAAGAAAAUUGAUUUUGUUUGGUUCUUUUCCCUGCUUUUGACCUGAAAAAAAGUUUAUAUUUCAAAUGUCAAUUAUUUCUGCUUCUCACUACUGGUAGAAUAAAGCAGGAGGCU
Messenger RNA from Charadrius vociferus (killdeer), 1040 nucleotides. It is a transcript of the gene DHRS7C, whose product is annotated as dehydrogenase/reductase (SDR family) member 7C. Gene Ontology annotation, biological process: regulation of release of sequestered calcium ion into cytosol by sarcoplasmic reticulum. Bases 3 to 938 code for a protein of 311 amino acids. NCBI's taxonomy places the organism in Eukaryota, Metazoa, Chordata, Aves, Charadriiformes, Charadriidae. Gene Ontology annotation, molecular function: all-trans-retinol dehydrogenase (NAD+) activity. Gene Ontology annotation, cellular component: sarcoplasmic reticulum membrane. The transcript is spliced from 6 exons. The record is from RefSeq and is a predicted model, not a curated record.